Messenger RNA from Talaromyces stipitatus ATCC 10500, 354 nucleotides. RefSeq lists its product as uncharacterized. The transcript is spliced from 2 exons. The coding region runs from base 1 to 354 and encodes 117 amino acids. Gene Ontology annotation, biological process: mycotoxin biosynthetic process. Lineage: Eukaryota; Fungi; Ascomycota; Eurotiomycetes; Eurotiales; Trichocomaceae. The record is from RefSeq and is a predicted model, not a curated record.
AUGGUUGAGAAGCCAGAGCAGUUUGAUCUGCCCCCCGGCUCGCCUUUUCAAGGAGGUCAUCACCGCUAUGGAGUUAGUUGGGGUCAUCAGUAUCACUGUGUGAGAAUGAUGCGCGACGAAUUCUUCGCUCAACUUCACAACCGAAGCACUUUGGUGGGGAUGGAGGUCGACCUCAACAAGGAGGAAUAUACGACUGAGGAAAUACGACUCAUUCAUCUGGCACAUUGCUACGAUUACCUGCGGCAAGUCAUUCUCUGUCAUAUGGAUAUGACAAUCGAGUAUCCUACCGGAAACAGCGUCGCCAAAGGAACGAUUAGUGGAUAUGAAGUUCCUCAUCAAUGUGUGAAACGUUAA